This is a messenger RNA of Tuber melanosporum (Perigord truffle), 830 nucleotides long. RefSeq lists its product as uncharacterized. The coding region runs from base 1 to 756 and encodes 251 amino acids. The transcript has 2 exons. The record is from RefSeq and is a predicted model, not a curated record. Lineage: Eukaryota; Fungi; Ascomycota; Pezizomycetes; Pezizales; Tuberaceae.
AUGCGCCAACAAACCAUCAUCAAGGACGGCCGUUUCGUGACAGGCUGGCAUUUUGAUUCCCGCGACGACUUUCUCCAAAAUGGGCCCCGCCUCCCCUCGUCGAUGCGCGAGGAAUACGAAUCACAAUUCCCACCUCCCACCUCAUCCCCACCGUCAUCCCCCUCAUCCCCCUCCACCCCUCCUCCGCCACCGCCGACCUCGCAGCCGGUGCUGAUCCUGCGCGCCCCGCAGUCCGGAAGACUAUACCACAUCUGCCCGCCCACGCACCCACAGAUGCUUCGCAAGCAGUGGGCCGCCAUGCUCCAGCGACGGAAGAUCUUCCUUCGCGGGGAGGCGUGGAAGGGCGUGACUCUGGGCGAGCUCGCGGCCAUUUGCGCGAGGAGGGUUGGCGCUCUUGAGGGGUGGACUAGGCUGGGUGUCGGGGUGGGGGAUAUCUCUUUGGGGUUUUGUGGGGUGAAGGUUGGCAGGGAGAUCACCAUUGGUGAAUUAAUUGACUUUGCUCGCGUACGCUUGGAAGAGCCUGACGAGGGCGUUUGGGAGUGUCCGGUUUUCCUAGAGGUUGGGAUUCACAAGGCUUCUACGACGGUGGCGGGUUGCGGUGAUGAUGAGAGGAGUCGCAAGAAGAGGAGGAAGGGGGAGGGGGAGGUGGAGGUGGAGGUGGAAGACACAAUCCAGCCUUCACUUAUCGCUUCUCCUAGCAGUGGGACUAUAGCUGGGUAUUUGGGAUUGGCUCGUGGUGAGAGGCAUGGGGGAUAAUUUCUUUCCCUUCCUUUCCUGCUAUUUCUACAAAUUAUAUCCUUUGCUUCUUUCUUUCAGGCUACUCGCUGGGA